Megalops cyprinoides (Indo-Pacific tarpon) is the source of this 1381-nucleotide messenger RNA. Lineage: Eukaryota; Metazoa; Chordata; Actinopteri; Elopiformes; Megalopidae. The record is from the annotation of a RefSeq genome assembly.
AUGUUAAAAAUCCUCCUUCCCACACUCAUGCUUUUCCCAACUAUCUGACUAACCCCCAAAAAAUGGCUAUGAACCACCACCACGGCUCAAAGCCUAAUAAUCGCUUUUUCCAGCUUAUUUUGGCUUAAAUGGGCCUCAGAAACAGGAUGAUCCACCUCAAACACUUAUAUAGCAACAGACCCCUUAUCAACACCACUCUUAGUACUAACCUGCUGAUUACUACCACUAAUAAUCCUGGCAAGCCAAAACCACACCAUACCAGAGCCAACAAACCGCCAACGCACCUAUCUUACCUUACUAGCCUCACUCCAAGCCCUCCUAAUUAUAGCCUUCAGCGCAACUGAAAUUAUUAUAUUCUACGUCAUAUUUGAAGCUACACUCAUCCCCACAUUAAUCAUUAUCACACGAUGAGGAAACCAAACAGAACGACUAAACGCAGGAACAUACUUUUUAUUUUACACACUAGCAGGCUCCUUACCACUCCUAAUCGCACUCCUGAUCUUACAAAAAGAUACCGGCACCCUCUCCAUGCUACUAACACAAUAUACAAACACGACAAUACCAAACUCUUGAGGGAGCAAAAUAUGAUGGGCAGGAUGCCUCAUAGCAUUCUUAGUAAAAAUACCCCUCUAUGGAGUACACCUAUGACUCCCAAAAGCCCACGUAGAGGCCCCAAUUGCCGGAUCAAUAGUACUAGCCGCCGUACUGCUCAAACUCGGAGGAUACGGCAUAAUACGCAUGACAGCCAUACUAACCCCAAUAACCAAAGAAUUGGCAUACCCCUUCAUCGCCCUAGCAACAUGAGGAAUCAUCAUAACAGGUUCAAUUUGCCUACGACAAACCGACCUAAAAUCACUAAUCGCAUACUCCUCUGUAAGCCACAUAGGCCUGGUAGCAGGCGGAAUCCUAAUCCAAACCCCAUGAGGCUUCACAGGGGCAAUUAUCCUAAUAAUCGCACACGGACUUGUGUCCUCAGCCCUAUUCUGCCUAGCAAAUACUAACUACGAGCGAAUCCACAGCCGAACCCUACUACUUGCCCGAGGAUUACAAAUAAUCCUACCCCUUAUAGCUGCUUGAUGGUUCAUCAUAAACUUAGCCAACCUAGCCCUACCACCACUACCAAACCUCAUAGGAGAGCUAAUAAUUAUCACAUCCCUAAUAAACUGAUCAUUAUGAACAAUCCUACUAACAGGACUAGGAACACUCAUCACCGCUAGCUAUUCCCUAUACAUAUUCUUAAUAACACAACGAGGCCCCACCCCAAACCACAUUAUAGCCCUAGAGCCCUCACACACCCGAGAACACCUGUUAAUAACCCUCCACCUCAUCCCCGUCCUACUCCUUAUGCUAAAACCAGAACUAAUAUGAGGCUGAUGCUUCU